AGAAGCAAACAAACAAGCCAGGUUCGGUGACAUCAUGCAAGCAAUACCAGGGCCACCCAUAUUUGGGGCUGUACAAGAGCCACCGAUGCUUGGGGCCGUGCCACCGCCGUAUCUGUAUACGGGACCAAAGAUGCCCAGUAAAGUGGAAGCGGAAAGCACCGAGAACACAUUUGCUUCUAUGAAAUCUAGAAUUACGCCGAUGCGUGUAAUCGUCACUACAGUGUGCGUUGUGCUGACCGUGGUGCUUUUCUUCGUCGCCAUGGUGGUGCUUCUGUACGGAGAGCAACAUCUCCCUCCCGAUACGGAGGGAGAUUUCACCCCAGAGCCGACGAAGCCUCCUCCGUUGCCCGAAGUUCGGGUGAUCGACAGAGUUGCAAGCACUGCGAGCAGCCCGCUACCCUCGCCAACCUCGAUGGCGACUGCGCCUCCCACCAAACCUGUCCUUCCGGCGCAAACACCCAUGACGCGAUUUCCCAUGGUCUGCGUAUUCGGGACUGCGACGAACCAGUCCCAGCCGCUGCCUGCGGACGGCGUGUGCGACUUCACCUUUUACGACGGCCUCUACGUUGACGGGCUGGACACGCUGCAGAGUCCGCGCUUCAGUGCUCCGGUUGAACACGUGCUCGGUCACGCGGCUCUUCACUCUGCCACGCAGUACGGCCUUUCCUUUGACUACAGAAAGAAAUCAGAGGUGGCACAGGACCUUGAAAUACCGGUAGGGCGUUCCAAGAUUGAAGAACUAUGGACGCGAGGCAUAUGCCAUUACGGAUUUCUUUCCAUCGAGCACGCGGGACAAAACGACGAUCAAGAUUUCCGCGAUAUCAUCCACGUUCUGGCGAGCCUUCACGCCUUGCUGCAAAUGCAACGAAGUCACGCGGCGGAGGCAUCUUAUUUGGCCAUAGGCCUUUUCCUGGAAGACACAGACAUCAAGGGUGCUCUAGACACCAUGAGGCAAGUAUACAUGCCGGAUUUGAUUAUUGCUCAUGGCCACAUCGGAUACGAUGACCGGCAGUUCGGGACAGACUGCAAGAUGAUGUACCCGACGCCAUUCAACUCUGAUGGGCGAUAUCGAGAAAGUCAGCUCAGUGCAGUGGCGAUGCUCGAGAGUAUCAACUACGACACGACUUCCUUGGCCGUCUCGGUGGCGCUUUUCGCGCGACGCUACAAACCGGCGCACCCGGACCCUGUAACGAGUUCCGACGCCACCGGAUUCCUUCCCGGCAUGCAGUGCACAUCGUUCAGGGGCAAAUACUUGAUUCCCGUGUCUCAAUUCUGCACAAAUAGAGACUAUUUGCGCAACCACCGUCAGGACCCCUUCUACACCGGCAGAGCAACUUUUUCCAAGACGCGACAGUCGACUAUACUGUACGACAAUGAGUUUACUUUGGCUGAAAAGAUAAGCUUCCGAACCCGUAAUUUUCAACUAUCGAUCCAAGAGAUACACGUGUUCCGGUAGCGCUUUCGCAUAUGUCCCGACGUGGUCAGUUACCGCGCCACAUAAUUGUCCAUGUAGCCCUUCGUUAAGCAUACCUGAAGGAAAGCAAGCGUUCAGUAUAGAAAAAUUACCAAACAUGUGAUUCUCCUAGGAAAACAGAUAUUGAACGUUGCCGCAACAUUCAUAAUGUGCCGCCCAAUCUUCCACCCAGCGCUGCAGACCUUUACUCCUGAGGUGAAUAGGGAACAAUUUACUCACAACGCUCAGAACUAGAGCCCUUUAAUGUCAGCUCUCCUUAAAAUCCUGUAACUGGUACCCGUAGUAUGAGAUCUCUUCGCAACCUAUUUUUAUGACCUAUUUUAUAUUCCCUAACAACAAAAGCAGCUGAACAUAUCUCCUGACGACUCCCGAUGGUAACGCUUUUAACACUGAAUCAGUAUAGCGGCACAACGUACUGCCACCACCAAAAGGGGUUACGUGUGAGACGAGUACUACAGUGAGAUUCCUCUUUCGCGCUUCCCUAAAAACACUCCGCGCCGUGUAGCGCCGCUGUCACAAAGCCUGCGCAGGGCCUCAGAGAUGCUCGGUGCGCUGGUGCGUGCGAACGGUGAGAAACGCGUCAUGCGGCCACCGGGCUCCUCUCUCAUGCUUCUUUCUGGACACGCUGCGCCAUCUAGGGGCCCUGCCGAAAAGUCCUCUCAUGGCCUCCAAGACGAGAAGCGUGGCACACUGGUGCCUGCCAGUUCUGAGGAUUGUUCCUUCGCUUGGCGCACACUAAGUGGCACCUACUCAAUGAUCCAAAUGGCCGACUGGUUGAUUGAAGAACGGCACAUUCCAAGUGGAACAUAGCUAGUUACUCCAGUUGGCGUCAAAGACGUUCAUUGAAGAGUAGCACACACCUAUUAGCACAUACCCAGUGAUCCAAGUUGGAAUCAAACAGGUUCGUUGAACACCUGCACAGACCGAGUGGCGCAUACCCCUGCAGGGCGCCGAUACGGCGUCAAAGAGUUUCUUCCAACAACGCUGUACCUAGCCAGUCCCAAUAUACAGGGACCUACGCUGGCGUGAAAGGCUCGUCGGAGAGCGGCACGUAUGUACGCAUUGCAACAUACUCAGUGACUCUAGUGUAUCCGAUGGUUGUGUCCAAAGCAAACGACCGCACAUACAAAAGCACACCGUUCGAACAGU
Dermacentor albipictus is the source of this 2623-nucleotide messenger RNA. RefSeq lists its product as uncharacterized. The record is from RefSeq and is a predicted model, not a curated record. Lineage: Eukaryota; Metazoa; Arthropoda; Arachnida; Ixodida; Ixodidae.